Molecule: messenger RNA, 1299 nt
Organism: Juglans microcarpa x Juglans regia
Lineage: Eukaryota; Viridiplantae; Streptophyta; Magnoliopsida; Fagales; Juglandaceae
Product: 4-hydroxy-tetrahydrodipicolinate synthase, chloroplastic-like
Molecular function (GO): 4-hydroxy-tetrahydrodipicolinate synthase activity
Source: RefSeq, a predicted model, not a curated record
AUGUCGUCUACGACUCUACAGCUUAAACUGCGAAGGGUGGUGUCCAUGAAGUUACCUUCAAUUUAUCGGAUCGGGUUAUCGGGUACCUUGAACUUGAAGAGCUAUAGCUUGUGUUCGAUUCUGAGGGGCUCUGCUCUCCAGUCUCCGCGUCCCCAUUAUGGGGAUAACUAUAGGAGGAAUCCAGAAUGGAGGUCUCCGCAAGCGGCUCUAAUACCUAAUUUCCAUCUUCCAAUGCGCAGUUUGGAGGUUAAAAAUAGGACAUCGGCAGAGGAUAUAAAGUCUCUUAGAUUGAUAACAGCAAUCAAAACUCCAUACCUACCUGAUGGUAGAUUUGAUCUAGAAGCAUAUGAUGAUUUGUUGAACAUGCAGAUUGUCAAUGGAGCUGAAGGUGUUAUUGUCGGUGGCACAACUGGUGAAGGCCAAUUGAUGAGCUGGGAUGAACAUAUAAUGCUUAUUGGCCAUACAGUCAACUGUUUUGGAGGAAAAGUCAAGGUAAUUGGAAACACCGGAAGCAAUUCCACAAGGGAAGCAAUUCAUGCCUCUGAACAGGGUUUUGCUGUUGGGAUGCAUGCUGCUCUUCACAUUAAUCCUUACUAUGGCAAAACCUCGUUGGAGGGCAUGGUUUCUCACUUUGAAAGUGUACUAUAUGGCCCCAGCAUCAUUUACAAUGUGCCUUCACGGACUGGCCAAGAUAUUCCCCCACGUGUGGUUCAAACUAUAGCCCAGAGUGCCAACUUGGCUGGUGUCAAGGAGUGUGUUGGAAAUGAUCGGGUUGAACUGUAUUCAGAGAAUAGGAUAGUGGUGUGGAGUGGGAAUGAUGAUCAAUGCCAUGAUGCUAGAUGGAGCCAUGGGGCAACUGGGGUGAUAUCUGUUACUAGCAACUUGGUUCCUGGUUUGAUGAGGGAACUCGUGUUUGGAGGAAAGAACCCGUCACUGAAUGCGAAGCUCAUGCCUCUGAUUGAGUGGCUCUUUCAGGAGCCAAAUCCUAUUGGCUUAAACACAGCUCUUGCUCAACUUGGAGUCGUAAGGCCAAUUUUCAGGCUCCCAUACGUGCCUCUUCCUCUGGCAAAGAGGGUAAAAUUUGUUGAUUUGGUGGAGGAAAUUGGACGGGAGAAUUUUGUCGGAGAAAAAGAUGUUCAGGUUCUUGAUGACGAUGACUUUAUACUAGUCCGUCGGUAUUAACCUAUUUUUCUUGCUCUAGAUCCUUGUUUUGGGUUUAGAAGUGCUAGUUGGAGUUUUUUUUUUUUUUUUUUUGGAUUUUUUACCCAUUAUAAAGUCAUAAUGCAGUUUCUUGAUGCA